GUUAUAUACAAAGCCGCUUGUAUGAGAAAGGACCAGAGGUUACAGAGGGAGGGCAUGGUUGAGAAUUAAAAGUCAACACCUUUGGAAUAAAAUUAAUAUUGGACGGCUUCAGCCCAGGCAUGAAGGCAUUUUUUACAAGACUUACGUGUUGUUGUUUUUUGUCAACACAUCAGUGAAAGUACUGAAAAUAGAAACUUGAAGUUUAUCUUGGGACAAAAAAACAAAUUGAAAAAGUUAAUAAUCUUCGCUUACCUUCAAAAUGAUGAAGCCGUUUUUCUUCAAAAUCAUCUCAGACAAGUCGCUGCUGGGCUUCUUCCUGUGUCUGCUUUGGUGUGUCACAGAUUCCAACACAACAUCAACACCAACAUCAACUCUGAUAACAGCCACGACACCGACAACAGCCCAGACACCGACAGCAGCCCAGACACCGACAACAGCCACGACACCGACAACAGCCACGACACCGACAACAGCCCCGACACCGACAACAGCCCCGACACCGACAACAGCCCCGACACCGACAGCAGCCCAGACACCGACAACAAUUUCAACUACAAUUAAACCCCCUGAUGACGUAGAGGAAGUUACCGUGAAGAUUCAAAAUGAGACAAGUAUAACUCUGACGUGGAACAAAGUCAACAACAUCACGACAUAUUUCCUAAAAUAUGACGACAAAGACGGUGCCAAGGAGAAAUAUAUCAAUCAAAACAAUGGAGAGCAAGCUGUUGUAAAGGAGGUCUCUAAUCUGACAGCUGGGACAGUAUAUCAUUUCACUGUCAUCACUACAUCAGAUGGACUCAACAGCAGUGGAAAAUCAGUUGAAACGUUCACCCGGCCUCGUAACGCAGACAAUUUCAAGUCCAUUGAGGAAACUGAGACGAGUAUAACUCUACAGUGGGAGAAAGUGGAAAACAAUGACUAUCUAAUUAAGUAUGGUUCAAAUGAGGAACCAUUCACCAUGUUAGAUGAAAACUCAGUGAAAAGGAAAAUCUCAGGUCUUACAACUAUGACCGAGUACAACUUCACCCUCUUCACUGUGUUUAAAAAUACCACAAGCAGAGGAGUACACAUCAUUGCAUUCACUGCUCCUCCCAACCCAGGGGACUUCAAAUCAGUGCAACAAAACGAGACCAGCAUCACUCUGCAGUGGGAAAAAGUUAAUGGCAUCCUCAAUUAUAAACUUAAGUAUAAUGGAAAGGAGAUAAACGUUGCAUCUGAGGGACUAGUUUCAGAGCAAUACACAAUCUCUGGUCUUACAAGUGGGACUAAAUACCAGUUCAGUCUGUUUGCAGUGUUUGAAAAUGUCCAAAGCAGUGGAGUAAGAGUGUCUGCAGUCACAGCCCCUCGUAACACAGAAGCGAUAACAGUAGUUGGACAAAAUGAGACCAGCAUCACUCUGCAGUGGACCAAAGUUAAUGACAUGCUCGAUUAUACACUUGUGUUUAAUGGAUCUGAGAUACACAUCCCUGCAUCAGAGAGAAAUCUAGUAACAGUUUCAAAUCUCACCAGUAUGACUAUAUACCACUUCACUCUCUUCACUGUGUUUGAAAAUGUCCGAAGCAGUGGAGUAAACAUCUCAGCGGUCACUGCGCCUCCAAACACAGAAGAACUUAAAUCAGUUGAACAAACAGAGACCAGCAUUACUCUGCGCUGGAAAAAAGUGGGCGACAUCCUCAACUAUGUACUUGUGCACAAUCAACUUGAGGAAAACGUCACAGCAUCAAAAGAAGAGUUUGUGACCAAAACAAUCAUUGGACUUAUGAGCGGGACUAAAUAUGAUUUCAGUCUCUUUGCUCUGUUUCAUGAUGUCAGAAGCAGCGGACUUAACUACACUGCAGCCACGGUUCCCUCCCCAGUGGCUUUAGUGAACGUGACUGAACGCUCUGUGGACAGAAUAACCCUUGUGUGGGAGAAUGUGAGGAAAGACUGGACCUACUCUCUCCAGAUAAAUGGGGAAGAUCACCAUCCAGAAGUACUCGAGGAUGUGGUGUUAAAAGAAAUCCUCCAUCUCAAGCCUGGCACAGAGUAUACAUUCAGGGUGACCACAAAGUUCUUUGAACACGACAGCUCUGCUUUUGAAGACUUCACAGUGACAACCAUAGACUGUGCAGCUGUAGACUGGAAAGUUACGAACUCAUCGAUCACAGGAACGGUUGAAGGCUUGUUCUCAAAUGCAACGGCAUCUAACAAAUCACACAGUCAUGCCAGUCCCAAAGGUAGCACUGUGUCGUUUACUGGCCUUUACCCUGGAGCGACCUACAAGCUAUUUCUGGUAUAUGAAAAACAAUCCAGAACCUUUGAACAGUGUAAACACACACUGACGAUCACUCCUCCAGAUUUAAGUGCUCACUGUGAGUACUUGGCGGCUGGAUAUUCAGUACAUAUCAGCUGGAACAGACCAGCUGGACUGUGGACCGCAGUGGAGGUGAACGUGGCGGAGAAAACUCGCAUAGUGAAUGACAUGGUGGAACAUCAAGUCCAAAUAUCUGGAUUCAAACCUGCCAAAACAUAUAAGGUGUCCGUUGCAGCACUGUCUGGAGAUUUAAGGAGUUCUACACCUUUUGUUUUUUCAUGUCAAACUGAUCCGAGGGGCGUCAUUGCAGGGUCUGUAAUGGGUGUGCUACUUUUUGCUGUUCUGGUCUGUAUGGCUGCAUUCAUUCUGUUGAAAAGAGACAAAACAUUCAUUAGUGGUGCAACAGAAAAGGAUAAAAAGCCUAAAACUGUUCCUGUGGAAAAGUUUCCAGACCACUUCUACCAGUUAAGUGUGGAUGACAACAGAGGUUUCAGCCAGGAAUAUGAGAGCCUCAUGCCUGUUGGUACAGAGCAGACACGUAAGGAAGCUAAUCUUCUUGACAACAAACCGAGGAAUCGCUUCAACAACGUCCUGCCAUACGACUGGUGUCGGGUGAAGCUCACUUCAUCAGAUGCCAAUGAAACAUCUGGCUACAUUAAUGCCAAUUACAUGCCUGGCUACAACAGCAGCAGAGAGUACAUUGCCACUCAGGGCCCUCUGCCCUCCACAGUCAAUGAUUUCUGGAGAAUGAUCUGGGAACAGAGAGUGAAAGGUAUUGUCAUGGUAACCAACUGCAAAGAGAGCGGAAAGACUAAGUGUGAACAAUACUGGCCUGGAGACAGCAAACCUCACAUGUAUGGAGAGCUGGUGGUCACCAUCAGAUAUGAGCAGAAGGAGCUUUUCUGGAUAUUAAGGGAAUUUACAGUAAAACAUAAGAACAGCUCAGAGGAACGCACAGUGAAACAUUUUCACUUCACCGCCUGGCCUGAUCAUGGAGUUCCACAGGGCACAGAGGUCCUGAUCCAGUUCAGAGGACUGGUGAGACAGCACAUAGAGAGAGAAGGGACUGGAGCACCUACUGUGGUCCACUGCAGUGCCGGAGUAGGGAGGACAGGCACCAUUAUUGCCCUGGAUGUCAUGCUUCAGCAGCUUGAGAAAGAGAGAGCCGUUGGCAUCAACGCUUUCGUGCACAAGAUGAGGCUGAGUCGACCACACAUGGUGCAAACAGAGUCCCAGUAUGUUUUCUUGCACCAGUGCAUCAUGGACAGUCUGCAGCAAAAUGAGAGGACUGCAGAGAACAUAUAUGAGAAUGAUGACAUGAUAUAUGCCAAUGCCACUGCACUCCAGCAGUUUCACAAAAGUAGCAACGUUUAACUAUAUUGUUGUCUUUUGUGCAACUCAUUUAAAAGCUAAUGUCAAAUCCUACAUGCAAAGUUUGGUUUGAAAUUUUAAAUGACAAAAGUUUAUGUUGUAUAUUUACUGUAAAUGCAUAGCACACUUAAGAUUUUAAUUUGUUUUCUUAUCACCUCUUUAAUGUGUAAUAUUAGAAUGACUAUCAUGUGGGUGAAAAACACUCCUGAGGACAGAAGAAUGUUUUAAAAUUACAUUCAGAAACAAUGAUCUCAACUUGUACAAGACAUGAAAUAUUUUUUAUUAGAAAAAAAUAAAAUAAAUAAAUAGUACAGA
This is a messenger RNA of Labrus bergylta (ballan wrasse), 3979 nucleotides long. The record is from RefSeq and is a predicted model, not a curated record. Lineage: Eukaryota; Metazoa; Chordata; Actinopteri; Labriformes; Labridae.